CCCCCUCUCUCUCUCUUUCUCUCUCUCUCUCUCUUCUUUGUUCUUUUUCUUCUUGGCCUUUCUCCCUUCUUCGUUCCAAAUGCUUCGUCUUUCCGAGAGAAUAUUUUCUGGGUUUUGUUCGGGGUGGGGGUUGGAAUGGAAUGGACGAACGGCGGGGAGGAUCGGAGGGAAAAUCUCGUUCCUGGGCUGUUGAUGCAGGAGGAGGGAGGAGUAUGAUACGACGUUGAAGAGAGAGAGGGGGAGAGAGAGAGAGAGAGAGAGAGAGAGAGAGAGAGAAAGAGAAUUUCAGAUUCAGAUUUGGAGUCGCGCGCUAGGGGCGAAAGCAAGAGCGUCGCUCUUGAUAGAUCUUGGGUCUCUUCUCUUUGAUGAGGUUCUCUCCCGACGAGAGAUUGGGCAAAUGACAUGUCGUCGUCGAACUCUCCUUGCGCCGCGUGCAAGUGCCUCCGCAGGAAGUGCACCCAGGAGUGCGUCUUCGCCCCCUACUUCCCCGCCGACCAGCCGCAGAAGUUCGCCUACGUACACAAGGUGUUCGGCGCGAGCAACGUGACUAAGCUCCUCAACGAGCUGAACGUCUCGCAGCGCGAGGACGCCGUCAACUCCCUCGCCUAUGAGGCUGAGACCCGCCUGCGGGACCCGGUCUACGGCUGCGUCGGCCUCAUCUCUAUCCUCCAGCACAAGCUCGACCUGCUCCAGAAGGAGCUCGCCUCUGCCAAGAAGGAGCUCGCCACCUACGUGGGGCCCCACGCGAUGAUACCCACCAUGAUGCAACCCUCUGGAGCUCCGCCGUACAUGGGAAAUCCUUCGAUGUCAGCGGUGGUGCCUUACAACAUGAUGCCGAUGAUGGGAAUCCCGACUGCUGCCGCUGCUGGCGGGCCACCGCUAGUCAUCAGGGACCACCAGAGCCAGCAGCAGCAGCAGCAGCAGCAGCAGCAGCAGGCGUUUGAUGCGCAGCAACUCGCAGCCGCCGUGGCAGCGAGGGAGCGGCAAGAGAUGAUUAGGGCUUAUGAGCAGCAGCAAAUUAGACAGCAGCAACAGCAACAACUUGAAAUCAAGUUCGACGCAAGCGGCUUUGACGGUGUCGGGAACUCGGUGUCUCCGUCCAGGUACAACAACCCCACAAGCAAUGUAAUCUCUCCACCGCCGGCUUCCCCGUCCCUGGCUUUGGGGAGUUUCGACAAUCCGUACCAGAUUCAGGCGCACCAGCUCUCGCUGCAGCCACAACAGGGACAAGCACAAGAUCAGCAAGAGCAUGCUCAAGAGCAGAGGUCUGGGAGCGAGGAGCGAACCAACAACAACAACGGUGGUCCUUCCUGUUGAUGAACAAUUUCCUUUUUUUGGCUAAGUUCUUGUUUCUUCCCAUGCCGAGUUUCUUGAGGCGGUUUUUACGGUUCUAGAUCAUACAUGAGGAGAAACAAGCGGGGGACAUUCAAAAAAUGCAGAGAAUGUUGUUCAUUGUGCGCCAAUGGAUAUAUCCAGGCUCUGAAGCCUUUUUUCUUCCUGGGAGAUACACAAAAAGUCGCUAGCGAUACAGAACAAUUUCUAGGAGCAAAUAAUUUUUUGGAGUACAAUUUCAUCCUUAGUGUAAUGAUGCUCAUGCUUAUGUCUUACAUUGAAAAAAAAAAUAUUUGUAAAUUUGUAUCCAGGAAAAUGCUAGUCCUUUCUCUCUUCUUCCUUUUUUUUUU
Molecule: messenger RNA, 1682 nt
Organism: Eucalyptus grandis
Lineage: Eukaryota; Viridiplantae; Streptophyta; Magnoliopsida; Myrtales; Myrtaceae
Product: LOB domain-containing protein 36-like
Exons: 3
Coding region: 403-1317 (304 amino acids)
Source: RefSeq, a predicted model, not a curated record